AUGCGUAAACUAGUAGAUGGGAAACCUAGCACAGCUAUAUACAAUAUCAUGAUCCAUAGUUUCGUAAAGUACUGGAAAUUCGAAAAGGGUUUGGAUUUCUAUGGGAGAAUGAUUAAAGAUCGAGUGAAUCCAGACGUGGUCACUUUUAACAUAUUGAUUAAUGGGUAUUUUCGCAAUUCCAAAUUCGGGUUAGCAUUAGAAGUGUUUAAGGAAAUGAGGGUCAAGGGUUGUGUUCCAAAUGUGGUCACUUUUAACACUUUGAUCAAGGGAUUCUUUAGGGAGAAGAAGUUGAAAGAAGGAAUAGGAAUGGCAUAUGAGAUGAUUGAAUUGGGGUGCAGUUUUAUCGAGUGUAACUUGUGA
Lactuca virosa is the source of this 360-nucleotide messenger RNA. The record is from the annotation of a GenBank genome assembly. Lineage: Eukaryota; Viridiplantae; Streptophyta; Magnoliopsida; Asterales; Asteraceae.